Messenger RNA from Megachile rotundata (alfalfa leafcutting bee), 4911 nucleotides. It is a transcript of the gene Nrk, whose product is annotated as Neurospecific receptor kinase. Gene Ontology annotation, cellular component: signaling receptor complex; plasma membrane. The record is from RefSeq and is a predicted model, not a curated record. NCBI's taxonomy places the organism in Eukaryota, Metazoa, Arthropoda, Insecta, Hymenoptera, Megachilidae. Gene Ontology annotation, biological process: protein phosphorylation; cell surface receptor protein tyrosine kinase signaling pathway; multicellular organism development. Gene Ontology annotation, molecular function: ATP binding; Wnt-protein binding; transmembrane receptor protein tyrosine kinase activity.
CUCGUAUCGUUACAAAAGGAGAAAAUUUACUAUUUAUUCAUUGCACUAAUGUUGUAAAUAAAGGGGAAAAUUAACUGUAAUAGCUAAUUAUAUUGUAUGUUGUGGAGAGAUUCUAUUCGGAUUGUUUAUUCAUCUUUUUAUGCAACAAAUUAUGUGUUCUAUGCGGUAGCUUAAUGUACUGAGUUUAUUUUUGUUAAAUUAUUGUAUUGCCCCCAUUGAAAACGGUUUAAAAAAUUACAAUCGAUAAUUGCAAUAUUCAUUCAGUGAUUUACUGAGUACACCAAUAAACGCGUGAAAGUUAAAGUAGCGCGUAAAAUGACAACAUGAUAACAAAUUCUUCAUUUGUACCAUGGACUUGAUAAGAUUUAGCGUUAUUUAAAUAAACACUGGUGUCGACGUAUUUAUUAUGCAGAGGAAUUUCCCUUUAAACAUGUGAUACAUUUUCUCGACGUUCUUUCAAAUAUUAUAUGUAAAUAAUGGUGUUCUGGAUUGUUUCUCUAGUAGCAAUUAUUUUGCAUUUCAGUUCUGCACAAACCAAACCUGAAUCACAGGGUUAUUGUGCACCAUAUAGAGGAAAGAUUUGCAAAAAGUAUUUAGCUGAUAUUGAAAAAGUAUGGUUCAAUGAUUCUAAUGAUAAUCCUGGUGGUUGGCUAAAUGAGCGUAUUACGACUAAUUUGUGGGAAGAAUUGAUACAGAGACUUGUUGAACCAUGUCGUUCAGCAGCAGAGAAAAUGCUAUGUAUGUAUGCAUUUCCACGAUGUAAUAAUUCGGUCGGUCUACCAUUAUGUUAUGAAGAUUGUAUGGCAGUACGUCAUCAGUUCUGUUUUAAUGAUUGGGCAAUAAUAGAAGACAACAAACAAAGAGAUAUUUAUAUCAGAUCACGGGGACACUUUACAUUACCAGAAUGUGAAUCACUGCCAAAAGUAGUUGAAGGACAAACCACUUGUUCUCACAUACAUUUAACUGAUAUGAAGGAAGAUCUUAUUACAUACGACUGUAUUAAAGGCAAUGGUAGAUUUUAUAUGGGUAAAGUAAAUAAAACAAAAUCUGGUUUGGAUUGUCAGCCAUGGAAUGCACAAGUGCCACAUGAUCACGAUAGACCACCAGAUGUCUUCCCUCAAAUUCGCUAUGGAGAAAAUUAUUGUAGAAAUGCAGGUGGAGAAGAACCAACACCAUGGUGUUUCACCAUGGAUCCUGUAAAACGAUGGGAACAUUGUGAUAUUCCUAUAUGCGAUAAUGUAACAAGUAAAGUAUUGGAAGUAGAUUCAAAGGAUUUAGCAAUGGAUACAUUAUUUACUCCAAUGUUUAUACUGAUAUUGACUUCGUUAGGAUUUGUAAUUAUAACAGGAACUUUAUUAUCAAUUAUUUUAAGUCACAGACUUCAUAAGAGACAUCAAGGAUAUAACCCAACAGAGAACCAGUAUGUCAGCAUUGAUUUAGACAAAUUGCCAAGCAACGAUGCAUACCAUAAAACAAGUGCACAGUUGAAUCCUAAAUUAGAGAAGCUCGAAUUUCCGCGAAAUAACAUCAUUUAUGUACGAGAUUUAGGACAGGGUGCUUUCGGCAGAGUAUUUCAAGCAAAAGCGCCCGGUCUUGUACCGAAUGAAGAAUUUACAAACGUUGCAGUGAAAAUGCUAAAAGAGGAGGCAUCAGAAGAUUUGCUCAAGGACUUUGAACGAGAAGCAUGCCUUCUCGCCGAAUUCGAUCAUCCGAAUAUCGUCAAAUUAUUGGGUGUGUGCGCUUUGGGUCGACCAAUGUGUCUUCUCUUCGAGUACAUGGGUCGUGGUGAUUUAAACGAGUUUCUGCGAUCUUGUUCGCCGGGAAACUAUAUCAUUCGAAAUUUGGAGAGAGACGAACACUUUACAGACUCUCGUUUAUCGCAUAUGGAUUUGAUCAACAUUGCGCUACAAGUUGCGUCGGGAAUGGUAUAUUUGUCAGACCGAAAAUUCGUUCAUCGAGAUCUUGCAACGCGAAAUUGUUUGAUCAACGAUCAAAUGAUCGUGAAGAUAGCGGACUUCGGGUUGUCGCAAAAGAUUUAUUUGCAAGAUUAUUACAAAGGCGAUGAACAGGAUGCUAUUCCAGUUAGAUGGAUGCCUCUAGAAAGCAUACUGUACAAUAAGUAUACAGUCGAGUCUGAUGUAUGGGCUUUCGCAGUGUGCUUAUGGGAGAUAUUUAGUUUUGCACUUCAGCCUUAUUACGGAAUGACACACGAGGAAGUUGUACAAUACAUUAAAGAAGGCAAUGUACUUCAGUGUCCUGAGAAUACUCCACAACCGAUAUACGAUCUGAUGAAACUCUGUUGGAACAGAAGACCUUUAGACAGACCUACAUUCAGAACAAUUUAUAAUACCCUUGAUACUAUAAAGCACAAUCUGGAAGCUGAAAAUAAGUCGGAUAGUGUACCAUUACGUAUCCACGUUUAAAUCCGAUAAAAAUGAAUGGAGAACUCUAUUAUCCAUACGAUUAUAAAGUAAGUGAUAUUUACAUAGAAGUAAAGGUAAGUAGUAAGUUAUAUUUACAUGUUAUACAUAACUGCCUUUGUUAUGUUUGUUACGUAGCCUUAUUGAAUGAAAUAUUUACGAGAAACGUUUUAAUAUUGACACAUAUUGGCCAAGUAUUAUGUUCAAAAGAAUGAAUACAUAAAUGCAUCGAACAAAGCGAUUAAGAUUUUUUAACGUUUCUACUUAGUUUACGCGAAAUUCUUGUAUAUAUAUUAUAUGUAUUCUAUUAGAUCCAUUUUGUUCUAAGUCAUUCUUGAAUCAUGUUUACAAUUAUUACAUUAUCAAAUUCAAAUGUUACGCGAGGUGGUUAUCGAUAAUGUCCUUUUAGAUUCCACUAUUGCUAAUAAUUUAUAUUUAUUAAUAUUUAUUUAAAUCUAUAUUGAAACUAAAGAAUCGAAGACUGGUACAUAUGGACAACACGCAUAUGUGAUUAAGAUAUUCUGAAUAUUUUAAAGCAAUCUUUCGCAUAUGUGUGGAUUUUAAUAUUGCAUUUAUGUUCUGUCUAUUGUGAUUUUGUGCAUUCCGUCAACGAAUUUUACAAUAUAACGUGUUACUAACUGCCACAAAAAGAAACAAAGUACAUAUUUAUGGCAGUCCAAACAAUAUAACACUAAGAAUGGAACAUAAUGAUACAAAGAUUUCAGUGGUAGUAUAUAAUAAUAGAAUGAUUAUUAUGUAAGUAAUAAGAAUCCAAAACUGAAUGUGCAAAGCAAAUAAUUUGUGUGUUGCUAUUAACUAUCGGCUUGUUUAUAACUUGUGGAAGAAUAGGAAAAUGCUUAUAAAGAAAAUACAGUAUUGCUGUUGCUCCUUCUCGAAUGAUCUGAUUAAAUUUUUCAUAGAACAUGGUUUCCAAGCUUUUGUGUGUCGAAACUUUAGUUGGUUGUUACUUCUAUAAUUAAAAAUAUUAAGACUGAUAGUACAUUUUUAACUGAAGUAAAAUUUGAUAUAAAAAACUCUUUUCAUCUUUGACUGCCUUUUUUUUAAUUAAAAUGCAUAUUAAGUUAUACUGGUUGAUCUUAUCAUAAUUGUAUGCAUAUUGUAUUUAUAUGUGUAAUUGUACGUAUUAAAAAAUAUAUUUGGUAUAUUUCCUCCUUUGAUCUGAACAAAAAUACUCUAAGAGACUUAAGAUUAUGUUACAAAGAACAGAUAAACUUUCCUAUAUAUAUAAAUAUAUAUACAAAGCAAGAAACAAUGUUUUGCUAAUGCCUAAGACAGAUAAUACUAAAUUUAUAUAAGUAUGUGAACGAUUUGGCUAUAAAAAAAAAUGAGUUUAUAUUUAGCAACGUUAUAUGUAAACUGUCCUUCAUUGUUAGAUGUUAGAUCGUUGCUGUACCAAAAAAUAUAGCCUAUUUAAUGUACGAAGAAUAUCAUUAAAAGCUAUUAUGAAGAAUGUUACGCUAAAAGAAAACAUUAAGUGAGUGUAUACUGUGCAACUGUUAUAGAUAAGGUUUGAAAGUAAAUCAUUACUGUGCUGAUAUUUAAGUGAAUGUUUCUAUUGCAACAUUCAAUUUAAAUUAUUAUUUGCUCUGUUUAAAAUUUGCCCAUUAUUAAUUGGUUGUACAACAGUUGUUUCUUGUAAUGCAGUAUUGUGAUAUAAUUUAAUCUUUGUUCCAAGUAACAUCAUGACUCCUAUUAUCUUUUACUUUUGCAUUUACAUUCCAAUGAAUUUACUAUUAUUUUUUUCUAAUAACAUCUAGAUACUAGAGAAGCCUAUUCAUUUGUAACCAACGAAUAUCUGUUCAGUUGAUUUUUGAAAGGAAUGAAUAAGCAUACAUUGUGCUAAGUGUAUAAGCUUACAGUUUCUGUAUACUAUUCUUGGUUGAGCAUUAACAUGCAAGAAGUGUGAAUGCAAUAUUCAAAUGCUCUUCCAUAGAUCUUUUUAUAUACAACUUUUAUAUUUGCAAAAGCAAAAGGAAACACUUCUACAAAGUUUGUGCUCUUAACAUCUGUGUAUUUGUAUCCUGUGUAAGUAGUGUGUACGUGAUAUCAUACUGCCAUAAUGCGUACAAAACGUAUUGUCUAUGACCAAACAAGAAAUUUCUGGUAUUAUAUAAUUCGUUAGGUUCAAAUGUUUUAUUGACAAUGUAGAAUCUAUUCUGAAUUUUAUGUACAACAAACUAAUCUAAUCUGUAAGGAAAUAGAGAUUCCUCGAUACUCUACUUUGAACGAUAAAUAAAGUAUUUGCCUAAUAAAGAAGUAAUUGAAAAUUAUUUAAUUCAACAGAUUACUGUUUAUGUUCAUUUCUUUUAUUUCAAAGAUAAGAUUGUAAACGUUUAGAAAAACAUUAUGUACCUUACUACGAAUAUCGAGGAAUUAUCAAUGAAAUACUACAAACAUGUUGAAAAAAGCUGCUAUAAAACUUUUACUGAUGUACAACUUUUACAAGGAAUAAACAACCAAUUUCAUACAA